GCUUGGCGCUGCCCCGGCCCCGACACCCCCCGGAGCUCGGCGCCGCCCCGGUGCCCGGCGCGCGCGGGUCGCGCUCCUGCGGCCGCUGCGGCUUCGGCGCGAUCUUUCCGGGAAACGAAAUCGAAACGAGCCGGGGCGCCGGGAGGCAGGAGAGCGGCGGGGGCAGCGCCCAGGGCCGUGUUCCCCUCCCGCCCCCCCGGACCAUGUCCCCGCCACACCCGGGGGCUCCCGCUCCGCCCCGGGAGAAAGUUCGGCUCCCGCCGCUGCCCCUUGGCCGGGCCGGGCCGGCCCGUUACCGGCACCGAACAGCGCCGUUGGCAGCAACAGAGUCCCCCGACCCCCCGCGUCCCUGUGGGCUCCCCCGUGUCCCCGCUCCCGACCCGCAGCACGGUUCCGGGGAGGCCGGCCGGGAGGAGGUCGGAGGAGGCUUCCGUGUCCCCGGGCCGGGGACAGCUCCCGUGCCCGCUUUCCCCCUCCUCCCCUCGGCGACCGCCUCCGACCUCGGCCGGGCCCCGCCCCGCCCCGCGUGCACCGGCGGCGGGCACCCGCGGGCGGCCGAGCCCCGCCCUGCAGGCGGCGGAGGGGAGGGAGCGGCCUCGGCGGGGACGCGCUCUUCUCUUAGGAAACGCAGUCAACACCUAACAUCACGGAGGCCCAGCAUGAAUGUUAACUGUGCUGGUGGGACAGACUGGUCAAGAAAUCUGGAGUCCAGCUGCUCUGUGGAAGAUGUAGCUGCAGCAGACCACGAGUCAGGAGAAAGUAAUGUGGUGCUAGGAGGUCAUAGCCCAUCUGCAGGUCCUAGAACUGAGGGUUUAGAUUCUGAAUGCCGACAUACUGCUUGUCCAGUGAGUCCCCAGAUCAGCAAUAUGUUGUCUGCUUCUGAAGAUACACACAACUGUCAUUUUCAAGAUGGAAGUAAAAGACAGACUGAAUAUUUUAAUAGCCAGGAACGCCAUGGAUGCACCACUUUGUCUUCAAGCAUCAACUCACAGACAGUGACUCCAGAGAAAGUGACACUUGUGGUAGAUGGCACUCGAUUUGCAGUGAACCCACAGAUUUUCACUGCUCACCCUGAUACUAUGCUGGGAAGAAUGUUCGGACCAGGAAGAGAAUAUAAUUUCACCAGGCCAAAUGAAAAAGGAGAAUAUGAAAUUGCAGAAGGAAUUAGCUCAGCUGUGUUCCGGACUGUGCUGGAUUAUUACAAAACUGGAAUUAUUAACUGUCCUGAUGGAAUUUCCAUCCCAGACCUUAGAGACACAUGCGAUUAUCUCUGCAUAAACUUUGACUUCAACACAAUCAAAUGUCAAGAUUUAAGUGCUCUGUUACAUGAGCUCUCCAAUGAUGGUGCUCACAAGCAGUUUGACAGCUACCUGGAGGAGCUAAUUCUGCCUAUAAUGGUGGAUAGUGCUAGGAAAGGGGAACGUGAAUGCCAUAUCGUCGUGCUGACAGAUGAAGACACUGUGGACUGGGAUGAAGAUCAUCCACCUCCAAUGGGCGAGGAGUACUCACAAAUCCUUUACAGUUCCAAAUUGUACAGAUUCUUUAAGUACAUUGAGAACCGUGAUGUUGCAAAAGCUGUGUUAAAGGAACGGGGCCUCAAAAAUAUACGCAUUGGAAUUGAAGGAUAUCCCACCUGUAAAGAGAAGGUGAAAAGGAGGCCUGGCGGUCGGUCGGAAGUGAUAUACAACUAUGUUCAACGGCCGUUCAUCCAGAUGUCCUGGGAGAAGGAAGAGGGCAAAAGCCGUCAUGUUGAUUUCCAAUGUGUUCGGAGCAAAUCUCUAACAAACUUGGUCACUGUGGGUGAUGACGUUUCAGAGGACCAUGAGGUUAUAAUGCAUCACCCCCCACAGGUAGAUGAACUCGAUAGGCUAAACGCACCAUUCUCCCAAAUGGCUGUUAACGAUCUACCAGAUUAGUCAUGGCUCAGGGUGCAUAGUGCUGCUUGAUGUGGGAACAUCUCAGCAUAGUUUCAUCCCAGGAGAUGGAACAAAGACUUCUUGCAAGGUGCUUUAAUCUUAUUCAUCCUCUUACUGUGUUGUUGUAUUUCAUUUAAAGCAUGUUAAUAAACAUCCGCACUCCCUAAUAUAUUUGUGCAAUCGAAAGCAACAUCUCUUCAAACAAAGAGAAAUUGUCAUUUGUUUCCACUUAAAAGGCUUCCAGACUGGUGGGUGCUGAAUAUUUUGCCUAAACUUCAAAAAGAAAAGCAGAAGUAUUUAGAAAUGACAUGAGAGAGGAAAUUCUGGGCCUGUCGAAACCAAGCUUUCCUUUACCAAUAGGCACUUAUGUUUGCUCUUGUGAUAAUCAGCACCAAACAUCAAAGCAAAGUAGAUGAUACUCUUUUAUCAACCAACAGAAAUGUUGCAUGCUUAUGGCAACAAAAUACUGAGUGUGGGGGAAUCUGUUUACACUGACACCUGGCUUUGCAUCCAGCAUAUACUACUGUUUUAGGGAAGGAUGGAACUAGUUUAAUAGGAAUGUAUGCCUGCUCACAGGAAUUUCCUGUAUAUACUUCUGCAUAAGAUGGUAUUACGGUUUUCUGAGAAAUUGUUAAAUUGAUUAAAACAAGGAGACUAUACUGAAGGAAAAAGCCAAAAGGAAGACUAGUUGAUUUUUAGCAACAAAGUCUGUUUAGUAGCCUAAAAGAAGCUUUUGAGAGGUGGCUGUGCAUAUUAAAGAUUUUCAGUUGUAUCCCAUCCUUGUUAAGACAAAAAAAAAUCCAAUGGAGCUGAGUAAAAUCCCUAACAGCAUAAACCUUAGUCUAAAUUUCCAUGGAUUCUCUAAGAAACGCUCUACUCACAGGGUCUGUUGCACCUUUAAAAGGCAAACUACUUUCUUCCCAGUUUGGAACUGAUGGGACCCUUUUGCAGUCAGGCAGGUAAGAAAUAUCAGUAGUAAAUGAGACUUAGUAGAAAAAAGUGCUGGGAACGACUCUACUCUGCUUCUCCAAAUGUGUUACAGGACUCUGUAUUUAAGGCUCUGUUCAUUUUAGAUUUGAGACCAAUGGAGCUGUGACUAAGUAUAAACAUACUCCAGGCUUCUCUGAAUUGUAGAAUGGUUUGGGUUAGAAGGGACCUUAAAGAUCAUCUAGUUCCAGCCCUCUUGCUAUGGGCACAAUACCUCCUACCAGACCAGGUUGCUCAAAGCCCCAUCCAACCUGGUCUUGAACACUUCCAGGGAUGGGGCAUCCACAGCUUCUCUGGCCAACCUGUUCCAGUGCCUCACCAGCCUCAGAGUGAAGAACUUCCUCCUUACACCCAAUCUAAACCUACUCUAUUUUAGCUUUAAGCCAUUAGUCCUUGUCCUAUCCUUACACCCCCUGACAAAGAGUUCCUCUCCAGCUUUCUUGAAGCCCCUUGUAGGCACUGGAAGGCUGCUGUAAGGUCUCCCCAGAGCCUCCCCUUCUCCAAGCAGAACAACCCAAAUGCCCUCAGCCUUUGUUGGAGAUGUGCUCCAGCACCUUCAUUAUCUUGGUGGCCCUCCUCUGGACUUGUUCUAACAGGUCCACAUCCUUCUUAUGCUGGGGGCCCCAAAGCUGAAAGCAGGACUCCAGGCGAGGUCUCAUGAGAGCAGAGCAGAGAGGAUAAUCCCCUCCAUCACCCUGCUGGCCAUGCUGCUUUUGGUGCAGCCCAGGGUACAGUUGGCUUUCUGGGCUGCAAGCACCCAUUGCUGGCUCGUGUUCAGUUUUUCAUCCACCAGUACCCCCAGGGCCUUCUCUUCAAGGAUGUUCUCUUUCUACUCAUGUGUAUUUGUGCUGUAUUUGUGCUUGGGAUUGCCCCGACCCAGGUGCAGGCCCUUGCGCUUGGCCUUGUUGAACCUCAUGAGGGUUUCCCAGGCCCACCUCUAAGUCCUGUCCAGGUCUCUCUGGAUGGCAUCCCUUCCCUCCAGUGUGUUGACCACACCAUGCAGCUCGGUCUCCUCAGCAAACUUGCCGAGGGUGCACUCAAUCCCACUGUCUGUGUCGCUGACGAAGAUGCCAAACAGGGCCGGUCCCAGUACUGACAGCUGAGGAACAUGAGGAACACAAUUCAUCACUGGUCUCCACUUGGACAUCAAGCUGUUGACUGCAACUCUUUGAGUGCGACCACCCAGCCAGUUCCUUACCCACUGAAUGGUCCUGCCAUCAAAUCCAUAUUUCUCAGCUUUAGAGACAAUGAUACUAUGGGGGACAGUGUCAAGUGCCUUGCACAAGUCCAGGUAGGUGAUGUCAGCUGCUGUUUUGCUAUCCACCGAUGCUACAACCCCAUCAUAGAAUGCCACCAGAUAUGUGAGGCACGAUCUGCCCUUAGUGAAGCCACGUUGGCCAUCACCAGCCACCUCCUUACUUUCCAUAUGCCUUUGCAGAGUUUCCAGAAGGGUCUGCUCCAUGAUCUUGCCUGGCACAGAGGUGAGAAUGAGUGGCCUGUCAUUUCCUGGGUCUUCCUUUUUUCCCUUUUUAAAAAUGGGUGUUACGUUUCCCCUCUUCCAGUCACUGGAAAGUUCACUGGACUGCUACAGCUUCUCAAAUAUUUUGGACAAUGGCUUAGCAACUUCCUCUAGUUCCCUCAGGACCUGUGGUUGUAUCUCAUCAGGUCCCAUGGACUUGUGCACUUUCAGGUUCUUUAGAUGGUCUUGAACCUGAUCUACACUGGGCAGUUCAUUGUUCUUCCAGUUCCUGCCUUUGCCUUCUGGGGCCCAGACAGUGUGGCUGGAGCUCUUGUUGGUGAAGACUGAGGCAAAAUAGUUUUUAGGCCUCAGCUUUCUUCAUAUCCCAGGUGACCAGGUAUCCUGUUUCCUUCCGGAGAGGGCCCACAAUUUCCCUAGUCUUCCUUUUAUCAGUGAUGUACCAGUAGAACCCUUUCUUGUUGCCCUUGAUGUCCCUGGCCAAUUUUAGUUCUAAAUAGGUUUGAGCUUUCCUAACCUGAUCCCUGUCUGUUUGGCAAUAUUUCAGUAGGCUGGUUUAGUUAGUUAUGCUAAAGCCUAGCUGGUCCUGUUCCUGCACUAUGGCAUUAUCUCUGGGCUUGUUUAACCCCCUGAAGAGCACAUGGUGUUCAGCACAACCAGAGCCAAGCUCUCAGGCAAGCAAGCACAGGCCUGUGCUACACAGCCACCAUUUCUGGAGAGAUUUUUACAUAACCAAGGCAGAUUUGUAGCCAACUUUGACAGAGUGCUGGUGCGAAGAAAAGUUGAAACUGAUUCAAAAAGAUCAAGAGGAAGACAGCUCCCAUAUGUUCAGCACAGUUGGCUGGUGUUGAAACCUGUGCCAGUUAUGCACCCAGUCAUAAUCUGGUCAUAAUUAGCAAAAUGGAAGUAGCUCUCAGUCUGCCCCUAGAUGUUUAAUUUUGUUGUUGUUGUUUUCAGGAUUACAGCAAGCAAAUUUUUCAUUCUUUGCCACCUGUACAAACUGUAAUAGUAUUGAAGUUUGUUGUUACAGUUUUGCUUCUAUAGCUGUUUUUUGUUUAUUUUCCUCAGUGUAAGAAAUAUGAAUGCCUUUGUGGUUAAGAGUAACAAAAUGAUCUCUGCGAAGGCAUGUACUUGCUGAUACAUUUAGUUCCCAUCUGUAUGGAUAUUCUAUUAUUUGCAGUGUUUCUGUUAUUAGCUUCUUUCCUAACUGCAGCAAAUAGAUUUCUUAUUUUCAUAAGUGCCUAUGGGAAGAUUUUCAAAAGUGCUUCAGGCCCUCCUGGGAAUCCCAGGGGUUUCAAUGCCUGGGUCCAUAUGACCACUUUUGAAAAGUCCUGCCCAUGUGUUAUUGGAGAAGUGUCCUUCAGUGUCUGCACAGAGGUGGUUUAAGUUGUGUGCAAUCACUUUCUGUUAUUGCUGUAGAUUAAUUUGUAUUCCUGUAGUAGAAAAAGGAAGAUGUGGCACACUAAUUAUCCAGCUAAGGGCCAGACCAAACACACUACUUCCUUUAGUAAGUGAGAUGUUCCACAAGUUGAGGAAAAGCAGUGCUGUGAGAUUGUCACUCCAACAGUGAUGGAGCUUAGCUCCCGGCCCUGUGGCUUUUAUUUUUUGUGUUUGUGUAUUUAUUUUUACAGCAGUGUAAGUUUUAAGUAAAUGUGUAUUGGUAUUUACUUGGAGUUUACAUUUGUUCUUCUCUAAGGACCUGAAUGUGCUUGUUGUCAAGCACUACCCUAUACUUCCAGGACUGUGUGAAGGUAUCAGAAGCUGAUCAAACAGCUUAGUGCUAUAUUCUGCUAAAACAAAUUUCACUGUUGUCUGUCUUUGAUUUCAGUGUUAGCUAGACCUGAAGGAUUCAGUUUGUUAGAAACAGUGACCCCAGCCACUGACGUGAAACGAGCCCUUGCCUAAGGGGUAAAGGGUUGGUGUCUAGUAGGAACUUUCUGGUACUGCGUAAUCAAUUGCACUUACAGUAGAGGAUGGAGUGAUCUGCCUUCUGUGCAGUGUUUUGCAGACACUCCAAAAAUCCCCUGUUCUUUAUUGGCUUUUCCAAGUAAUUAGAAAUGCAUUUUAGUUUGUUUGUUUGUUAGUAGAGUGAAUGCCAUUGGAACACUGUAUCAAGUUGAGAAAAAUAAGCAUUUCCUUUUUGUCCUUUUUUCACAGUUACACAGUAUUCAGGUACAUCAUUUGGUCUUAUUCUAGAUAUGCUGAAACGUUGACCAUGGCAUUUAUGAACUCCUAGAGAUGUAUGGUUUCUUCUGUGUAUUAAAAUAUAAAUUAUACAUGGCUUUUUUUGGCUUGUUUAUGUUGUUUUGAAUGUGGAGAAGAAUGGGUGUAGGGUAGACAACUAGGCGGUCAUGUUUCCUCACUUCAUAAAGUAAAUGUGGCUUGUAAUCUAGUCUUUGCAAUAUAUUGAAUCAUGCAGACCAUGAUUGGUUUGGCAGGGAUCUCAUCCAGCAGCUGCACAGAAGUGUUGCUACCCCUUGCACUGAGAGGGCCUCAAGGAAGUUUACCAACUUGAUGUAGUGAUGUCCUAAAAGCAGCAUGUAGCACAGGUAUGAGACAAGGGUAUUUAACCCACAAACUAUGCAGCAUGUAUAAAAGUGCUGUUUUGGGUUAAUAUGCUGUGAAAGGAGCUUUCCCAGUCUAACUUGUUCUCUGUCUCUCAGAGGAAAGCAGGAACAGGCCUGCCUUUUAUUCUCUUCUUUAGUGUUAGAUGUGUUUCAAGAGCUUUUUCAAACAUGGUCUACCGUUGUAGCCUUAUGCCUGAACAGUUGAGUCUAAAACCUCUUUCAAGUCUGCCAGAUAGUCAAAAAGAGAAAUUCCUUCCAUCAGGAUUCCAGUUUGAAAAAACAACAACAACACAUGCUAGCAAAAUUUUGUUUACUAAGAGGAUUUUAUUUACAUACUACAACAUAGAGAUUGUUCCAUAAAAAGUUGGCUCCUCCAACAUCACACAAUACAUCUGCCAAGUCUUACAGUGCAAUUUGGUAACAGUUUUUAAAUAUUUGCAAAACACUUUUUCAAAUUAUAGGGUUAAGGCAGAAUCAGGGCACAGUGAUAAGAAACACUUAGUGCAGUUUUGUGUUAGGCAUGAUACAAAGGUGAACUGGCAUCAAAACUCAAGUUCUGAUUCAUUGGAAAUCCAGAUUAGAAUAAUUCCUAGAAGUCUAGCUGAAAAAAAAAAAAAAAAAAAAAA
Messenger RNA from Anas platyrhynchos (mallard), 7573 nucleotides. It is a transcript of the gene KCTD20, whose product is annotated as potassium channel tetramerization domain containing 20. Gene Ontology annotation, biological process: positive regulation of phosphorylation. Gene Ontology annotation, molecular function: protein binding. The record is from RefSeq and is a predicted model, not a curated record. Gene Ontology annotation, cellular component: cytoplasm. NCBI's taxonomy places the organism in Eukaryota, Metazoa, Chordata, Aves, Anseriformes, Anatidae.